ACUUUGCUGGCGUAUCGUAUCGAUCUGGAAUUUAUGGCCUGGAGUUUGAUGGUCGUCAGUGCUACAUCUUUUCACAACCAUUUCUCUUCUCUGUUACAUCUUUUAGCUUGUCUUUCUUAUUCCUUCACCUCUUCUUUUCCCUUGUUCCCUUCCUCCCCCCCUAUUCCCGGGUUAUCGCUAGUUAGUAGUUUCCCAACCCGCCCGUCGGAGAUCAUCCGCUUAUUACAUCGCUAUUUUUCCCUCCCCUUCACCUAACCCGGCGUACCAUCCUAUUUAUUUCUAUUAUAUUCCUACCCCCUUCUCCCUUUAUAUACACAUAUAUAUACAUUCACGUACCCUCAAAUUUCGCGUACACUUUCCCUCUAAUCUCCUAUUACACUCGUUCCCCGCUUCUCAAUCUAUGACCGAAACAGAACCCCAAGGCGUCUGUGUGAGGAUAGAUCGAUAUUCGUGAAGGUUGGGUAGUGUCUAGUGGAUGAUAUAACCGCCCUACAGUGCGCCACCUCCUCACACCCUCGGACGUUAUCCCUCGACUGGGCCUGCCAACGGGAUGAAUCCGCGGAGUGUUCCUGAACAGCUGGCGACAGCCCAUACCCGAACGUGUUCGGUCUCAGAUUCCGUCGCUCCGUUCUCGAGUACGCAUUCGAGGUCGCUAUCGUCAAACAAGUCUAUCACUUCGAUUCCCCCGAAUCUCCUUCCUUCAGCACCCGCAUCGCCUCCCACUCCGGCUCCUAGUCCCACCCCUCAUCAGAGACCUCCGACGUGGCAGUCGGCCGAUGAAGAUGAUGACGCUUUUCUCCUGAAUGCCAGGAUCCAUUUCAGUUCCCUUUCCAACUUCAAAAGGCAGAAGUUUUUGGAAGGUAUUCUCAGCCUCUGUGAUAGCCAACACCUGAGUUUUGUCUCUAGUUACGUCGGUCCUCGUUUGAGGAAGGACCCGUUUCUAGUCUUUCCAACGGAAUUAUGUUUAAGGGUUCUUUCCUUCAUCGACGAUCCGAAAACACUAGCAAGAGCAUCUCAAGUAUCAAGACGUUGGCGGGAGUUACUGAACGAUGACAUCACAUGGAAGAACCUCUGUGAGAAGCAUUCGUAUGCGUCUCGUCGAUCUUCGGAGGAUGACCGGGAUUUUCUCGACCCUUUUCACACUCAGCGCAUGCAUGCUUUAUCCGGUACAGGCUCCCUGGCUGGGUCACGGAGUUCGGGUACCUCUUGUCAUCAGGCCCGGGACGGGUUUCCCGGUCUGACUCGCUCUCUGUCGGGCGACUGGCUUUCCCCAUCGAGUUUGUCAUCCCGAAAGCGAAGAGCUCGACCUUUGUCCUACAGGACCCAUUUCAAGCAGAAAUAUAUGGUGGAAUCCGCCUGGAAUAAAGGCGGGCGAUGCACCAUCCGACACAUUACACCAGACCAGGGGGUCGUCACGAGCCUGCACCUGACGCCUAAAUAUAUCGUUGUUGCAUUGGACAAUGCGAAGAUUCAUAUCUAUGAUACUAAUGGAGACAAUCAAAAGACGCUGCAAGGUCAUGUGAUGGGUGUAUGGGCCAUGGUCCCAUGGGAUGACAUACUAGUGAGCGGUGGCUGCGACCGUGAGGUUCGCGUCUGGAAUAUGGCUACCGGAGCCGGUAUCUAUUUAUUGCGUGGCCACACAUCAACCGUGCGCUGUUUAAAGAUGUCUGACCAAAACACGGCUAUCUCAGGGUCUCGAGAUACCACACUUCGGAUAUGGGAUCUGGCUACGGGAACUUGUAGAAACGUCCUUGUUGGACAUCAGGCUAGUGUCCGGUGUCUAGCGAUUCAUGGAGAUCUAGUUGUUUCCGGAAGCUAUGAUACUACUGCGCGCAUUUGGAGUAUUUCCGAAGGGCGAUGCCUGCGGACUCUUUCUGGGCACUUUAGUCAAAUCUACGCAAUCGCGUUCGACGGCAGGCGAAUUGCAACAGGUAGUUUGGACACCAGUGUACGGAUUUGGGACCCGCAAUCUGGCCAAUGCCAUGCUAUCCUCCAAGGCCAUACGUCUUUGGUGGGGCAGCUCCAAAUGCGAGGCGACACACUAGUGACUGGCGGCUCGGAUGGGUCCGUCCGCGUUUGGUCUCUGACCAAAAUGGCCCCAAUCCACAGGCUAGCGGCACACGACAAUAGCGUAACGAGCCUGCAAUUUGACAGCUCGCGUAUUGUCAGUGGCGGUAGUGACGGUCGAGUGAAGGUGUGGAGUCUGCAAAGUGGGCAGCUACUCCGAGAAUUGUCCCAGCCCGCGGAGGCUGUCUGGAGGGUGGCUUUCGAGGAGGAAAAGGCUGUGAUCAUGGCUAGCCGAUCGGGCCGUACGGUCAUGGAGGUUUGGACGUUCUCGCCUCCAGAAGAAGAUACAGAUGAAGUCGUGAUUCAGAGCUCCUCCAGUACGCCAGGAAUGCGACCUACUCAGGAUGACAGCCGACAUAGGGCGUACCUUUCCGACCCUCCGCUGGGCAACGAUGAUGACCAAUUAAUGCUGGAUGUCCCUUCGUCUUAGCACUUUCUUGCCCCUUGGUUCGACGUUUGGAGAUGACGAUCAUGUAUUCCCCCACCCCAACCCGCCGCCUUUAUGACUUUGACUUGAGCGUGCAUGUCAAAGUAACUACUUUGUUUCCGGCGAUCUCUAGAAUCUUGGCAAGGUACGCGGUCAUCAAUCAUGACCGGUCAUCGCGUACCAGGAUUUGCAUCAUGAGUGUUGAUUUUGUGAUUUGUGUCCCAACCUUACUGUUAUUCGUCCUCAUAAACCACGCAGAUGGAGUUCCGAGUGGGGAACGGUCUCCCUUUGUGCAACUAAACUCAUUACUAACCUGACGACGUACCAGCGUGAGUUAAUUCCUCAAGAAUUUUUUUUUAUUCUUAUAAUAAGUUAGAUGAUAUCCACCUCGGGAGGUGAUGUAUUUGGCGUUUAAAGGGGACUUGUGGUUGUCCCUCCCCCCUUUUGUUUGUUGCAUAAAAAGCGAAGAGAAUAUAUGGGAAACUCCCCAAUAACUUGUACUAAA
Messenger RNA from Aspergillus alliaceus, 2999 nucleotides. RefSeq names its product F-box/WD repeat-containing protein. The transcript is spliced from 4 exons. Lineage: Eukaryota; Fungi; Ascomycota; Eurotiomycetes; Eurotiales; Aspergillaceae. Bases 551 to 2497 code for a protein of 648 amino acids. Gene Ontology annotation, molecular function: protein binding. The record is from RefSeq and is a predicted model, not a curated record.